CCAGCUUCCGGAAUCUCCUUUUGUCACCGGGUCUGCACGUCGCGGAGACAGCGGUGGCGAUGAGGCAGAAGCACUACCUUGAGGCUGCGGCGCGGAAACUGCAAGAGAGCUGCCCGGGCCAGGCCCGCUAUCUCCUCUGGGCCUACAGUUCGUCACACGACGCUAAAAGCACUUUUGAAGGAACAUGUCCAUACUGUUUCCAGUUGCUGGUUCUGGACAAUUCUCGAGUGCGCCUCAAACCCAAGCCCAAAGUGACACCCAGAAUACAGAAACUUCUUAAUCGAGAAGCAAGAAAUUAUGCACUCAGUUUUAAAGAAACAAAAAUUGUGGAGAAGUACAAAGACUCCAAAAGUGUAUUGCUGAUUACUUGUAAAACAUGCAACAAAACAGUUAAACAUCAUGGUAAAAGUAGAAGCUUCCUAUCAGCAUUGAAGAGCAAUCCUGCCACUCCUACGAGUAAACUCAGCCAGAAGACACCAGAAAGAAAGACUCUGAGUCCUGCAAACCUAAAUCAUAGUAUGUCUGGUUCCAAAGGCAAGAGCCCAGCAUUGAUUUUCAGAACACCUACAUCUGGACAAUCAACACCUACUUGCUCUUCAAAAAAUGUGAACAAAAGAAAGAAACACUUCUCUCAACUAAAAAUGUUACUUAGUCAGAGUGAAUCCAAAAAGAAUUCAAAGGUGGACUUCCGAAAUUUCUUAUCAUCUUUGUAAAGGAUGGAUGAUGAAAAUAAGAAAUGUUUAAUGGCCCUGGCCGGUUUGGCUCAGC
Molossus molossus (Pallas's mastiff bat) is the source of this 768-nucleotide messenger RNA. RefSeq names its product chromosome unknown C18orf21 homolog (gene RMP24). Bases 60 to 713 code for a protein of 217 amino acids. The transcript is spliced from 5 exons. The record is from RefSeq and is a predicted model, not a curated record. NCBI's taxonomy places the organism in Eukaryota, Metazoa, Chordata, Mammalia, Chiroptera, Molossidae.